Molecule: messenger RNA, 1511 nt
Organism: Hippocampus zosterae (dwarf seahorse)
Lineage: Eukaryota; Metazoa; Chordata; Actinopteri; Syngnathiformes; Syngnathidae
Product: PI-PLC X domain-containing protein 1-like
Exons: 7
Coding region: 108-1070 (320 amino acids)
Biological process (GO): lipid metabolic process
Molecular function (GO): phosphoric diester hydrolase activity
Source: RefSeq, a predicted model, not a curated record
AAUAGAAGUAGAAUAGCUGGACCAGUUUCACGUGACCGCAGUCGUGUAUGUAAACAUAACGUCGAAACGAUGUUGACAAACUGAAAACUGAAUAUGUAAAACAUAAUAUGAGGGACAAACUUCGCGGAAACUCGGACUGGAUGUCACGUUUACCUGAUGAGCUGCUUGACGUGUCGCUGUGGAAUUUGGCCAUCCCCGGGAGUCAUGACAGCAUGUCAUUCUGUCUGGACUUGUCCUCUCCUGUCGUGGAGUCAGAGUCGUGGUUUCUCAAAGUGACGGACACAUUCGCUCCUUGUUUGAUACGGCCCUGCGUGUUCCGCUGGGCCACCACGCAGCAAGCUGUCCUCAGUCAGCAGUGUGACCUUGGUAUUCGCUUCUUGGACCUGCGGAUUGCCAGGAAGCCAAAAGAUGGCAGCAAAUUAUUCUUUGCCCAUGGUAUCUACACUUGGAUUACUGUUAAGCAGGAGGCACUGGAUGAACUGGCCACCUGGCUGGAUGCACAUCCCAAAGAGGUUGUUAUUGUUUGCUGCUCACAUUUCAGUUGUCUGACCCCGAGGGACCACACACAGCUUGUGGAGUACAUCAUCUCAGUCUUUGGACCUAAGCUUUGCCACUCACAGGAUUGUCCCACCUUGCGAUCCUGUUGGUCCAAACAUCAACAGGUCAUUGUUUCCUACGACAACCAGGAAAUUGUCCAGCAUCAUCCUGAACUGUGGACUGAAAUACCUUACUGGUAUGCUGACAGCACUGAUCCAAAGAAGGUGAUUUCCUACUUGGAAGCUCAGAAGCAAAAAGGAAGACCAUCUGGUUUUUACGUUAGUGGCCUGAACCUGACUGAAAACAUCACAUUUGUCCUCCUCCAUCCCUUCCAAAACAUGAGGACCAUCACCAUCAAAGCCCUUGCUUCGCUCCUUGGCUGGGUGGAGGAACAACAGCCGGGACCUGAGGUGGGCAGCGUCAACAUCAUCUGCUGUGACUUUGUUGAUGUCACUCACUUUUGCGAGUGUGUCAUUGGCCUCAACUAUAAAAAGGCGGUGCUGACAGAGACCCAAAAAAGACACUCAUUUUGAAUGUGCAGGAGAGACAAAGGGGGAGUGGCUUGUCGUGGCUGCAAGUGACUAUGAUUAGGAUGUAUUUUGAUGCCAGAAACCCCUGAGACACCGGCACUCCUACACCUGUUGUAUUUUUAGUACGAUUGUGAAUUUUACGGGUACGAGUUGCUGGAUGUGAGUCACAGUGCUGUGUACAAAAUGUCAAAAUUAUGUAUCAAUAUGUUGCCACUUUGGAAGCCAGAACUCCCCAGGACAUACACUUGGAUACUUUUUACAUUUUUACUGCGAAUAGAGUUUUGAAUUGUGUUAACAUGUGGGGACAAAUACCCCAACACUGGAGUGGACAAUGAAUAAUGGCUACCCAAUGCCAAAUGAACUUGCAUUUUCUUGUCAAGACCAUGACUGAUUUGUCGUUGAUUGUACUUUAAAAUAAUGUGAUAUAAAGGACAAGAAAAAUUA